Pocillopora meandrina is the source of this 2515-nucleotide messenger RNA. NCBI's taxonomy places the organism in Eukaryota, Metazoa, Cnidaria, Anthozoa, Scleractinia, Pocilloporidae. The record is from the annotation of a GenBank genome assembly.
CUGACAGAGAACGUAAAAUCUAUGCUUCUGCGUUUCACCGCUGAUCCCAAAAGCCGUAAACCCCGGGACGUGAAUAUCAAGUUUUGCGCAAACAAGAUUAGUGCCACCUCUACAUUGCUCAAAAAUGCAACAACAGUUAAAAGAAUUUGGGUUAGGUGCUACAGCUGCCAGUGGCGCUUGCCUGUUCACAAAUCCUCUCGAAGUUGCCAAAACACGGAUGCAACUUCAAGGAGAGCUGAAGGCGCGGGGAACGUACGCGGUCCAUUACAAGAACGCUUUCCACGCGUUUUACACGAUCGGUCGAUACGACGGCCUCAGAUCGUUGCAGAGCGGACUUGUUCCUGCUCUAGUUUACCAAGCUGUGAUGAACGGCUGCCGGCUCGGUUCUUAUCAGGUCUUUACAAACUUAAAACUGACUGCCGACAGCGAAGGUGAAAUUGUGUUUUGGCGUUGCCUAGUUGCUGGUGGCAUUUCGGGAGCUACAGGAGCUUUUUUAGCGAGUCCGGCAUACAUGGUAAGUACUUAGGUGUAAAAAGAUACUCUGUAUACGUAAGCUUUUAGAUUUCAUGAUGUAUCACACUACGUUCAACAUUGAUCAAGAAUUUUGGAAAGGACAAAUCAUUAUCACGUAGCGUGACUGUCACACAAGUUCCAAAUCUGUUGAAUGUUCAGACGCUCUGACCAAGGAGUAACGCUCAACAUGUCAGCUUUAGAAGCUUUUUACGGUGACCAAUUUACACUAUUAACUCAGUGGAUAAAAUCAAAUUAUCUUGUUAUCUCUCUCCUCACCCACCAAGACAGCACCACAGUUUCUUCAGAAACUUACCUGCUUUAUUCAUUUGUCUCCACUCUUGGUUUCUCAUUAGCCAUUAAAAACUUGCUCCUUAAAUUUUGCUCCAUUUGUGUCUUCACCCUUAACACCUUAACAUCAGAAUGCAUAUUCUCCAUACUGUUCACCAUACAUUUCUUCAGGUGUUAACAAGGAGAAUUUGUUUAAUAAUCAAGAGCUGCUUUACUUAGUGAUUAUUUCCUUUAUCCCUAUCCCAUGGCCUUAACCCCUUAACUCCCAGAAUUGAUUAACAUAAAACUUCUCCCUACAAUAUCCAUACAUUAUUCAGCAAACAGGUAAUGAGAAUAUUCAAACAUAUCAGGUAGAAGCUGCUAUCUUGAUCUAGCACCAAGUUCUCAUAACUUAUUCACAGGGAAAAGUGUAGCAGCUAGAGGGGAGAAUUAACAAUCAGAUCUUAGGAGUUAAGGGUUUAAUGUGUCACUUUUAGGGUCAAAGUGUUAAAUUCAUUUCAUGAAACACAAAUCACCCCUGAAAUAAACUGUAAUUUAACAGGGAUCAAGGCAAUGGCCAUAUACUUGUAAGAAUUUUUCUGGAAUAGGUGGCUUUAUGUGGCUGCUGAUGUGAUGUGUGUAAUGCUUUUAAAUCAUAUAAGGUAAAAACACAACUGCAAUCUCAAGCUACAGACACAAUAGCAGUUGGAUUUCAGCAUAGACACACUGGCUUUCUCCAAGCAAUAUCUGGUAUUUACCAGCAGUUUGGCAUUAAAGGACUUUGGCGAGGGGUCAGUGGUGCUAUUGCCCGUGUCAUGGUUGGAUCUGCGGUUCAGUUAUCAACUUUUUCAACCACCAAGGAAAGAAUUUUGCAAACAAAUUUCUUUCCAGCAAGGAGCUGGCUUAUCCCAGCUUCUGCCAGCAUGAUAAGCAGUAUUGCAGUGGUUACAUUUAUGACACCUUUUGAUGUGGUAAGUACACGCCUUUACAACCAAGGCACCAGUGCAAGUGGUAAGGGACUGUUAUAUAAUGGAUUUGCAGACUGCUUCAUCAAAGUAUUCAAACAAGAAGGUAUUUUAGGGUUAUAUAAGGGUUUUGGACCACAUUAUUUCAGAAUUGGUCCGCACACAAUCUUGAGUUUACUCUUCUGGGAUCAACUAAGAGUAUUGUCUGCCUCAUAUGGUUUUUAAAGAAGCCAUGAUGUCUGGUGUGGAAGAUUUCAGUAUUUCAUUAGUUAUUGCUCUUUAUAAGCUAAAUUAUAUACGCAUUUUGGUUCUUACGCAUAAUCUAUUGGAGGACAGAUGCAUGGAUGAUGUCACUAUUAACAACAUUGUACUAUUUGUCAUAUGAAACAAAUAGAUUCCACAUUGCUGUGGCUCUGGAUAGUAAAAGAUAACAGAACACAUCAAAAUAUUGUCAGAGCAUCAACCAUUUUGUUUUUUCAUUCAACACAUUUUGAUUUCAUCUGUGAUAUUACUUUACAGAUACUAAAAAGCAUAAUAUAUUUGUUAAACAAUGAAAUCUUCAUUGUAGAAGACUUUGACAAUGAUUAUUGAGAUAGUAGUCAACUAUUCAAAUUAUUACUCAUAGUAAAAAGGUUUUACAUGUUCAGAAAUAUCCUUAGAGAUUCUUAAAAUGGAAGAGUCUUUAUUUCAUGUGAUAAGCUGAAUUAUACACACAUUUUGGACAGUAAAAGAUGACAGAACACAUCAAAAUGUUGUCAGAACAUCAGCCA